UACAUAUACACACACACAUAUAUAAACAUACACACAUAUAUAUACAUAUAUACAUACAUAUAUAUUCAUAUUUACAUAUAUACAUAAGUAUAUAUAUCUAUUCACAUUGAUAUAUAUGUAUACAUAAACACAUACACACACACACACAACACACACACAUACACAACUUCUCGUACAGAUUCAUACUCAAAAAGUCAUGGUAAUUUUUGAAGGAAAAAAUAAUGAAAAUAAAGCAAAUUACUUUCCCCUAAGAAAGACAGACACGCGCGCACACACACACACACACACACACAUACACACGCUUAUACAUAUGCACACGCCGAAGUUUGAUUUAAAAGAAAACAAGAUAAAGGCAAGCAAAGUCUGCCAACUCCUCCAAACAUACACACGCACGCGCUCACAUACACAAACACACAGACACACAGACACAGGCACUCAAACACACCUGCGAUGCAAGAUCUGCUGCUGUUGUUCAGUCCGCCGUCAGCCCUGGAUGCGUAGAUAUCUGUUUAAAAGGUGUUCCAACAAGCCAUGACCAAGUCAUCUUUCCUAAGAUGUUAGGGUGUCAUUUGAGGAAAAUUCAGCUAUCAUUUCUAACGGGUUAAAUGAUCUUGCAGGGAGUCUGUCAUUGACUCGUCUAAAUUUAAUCUUCUGUGUGAGUUGUAAGUGCAUGGUGUGUUGGUGUGUUGGUGUGGUACACACACAUACACACACGCACAUACACAUACACACACGUGCACAUACACACACAAACAUACACAAAAACACACACACUCACACACACACGAACAUACUCACAGAAGCACAAUACACACAAGCAUAUACCCCUCUACACAUAUAGAUACAGAUACACACACACAUAUAUAUAUGCAUGCAUAUUUUUAUAUGCAUGCACACGUGUAUACAGAAAUACACGUAAACUGAAGAAAAAAGAAAGCAAGCAAAAUCAGAUUGUCUUCUGUCAAGACAUUGACAUAAACACACAAUCAUAUACAGACAUAGACACACGCACACACAUAUAUGCAUACACAUUAGUUGGCAGAAAGUUACAAAGUGACUCCAGAGCCAAGGGUUUCAUGCACGACCCUAAUAAAUAAAUACAUACAUACAUAAAUAAAUACAUACAUACAUACAUAUACAUACAUAUAUAUAUAUAUAUAUAUAUAUAUAUAUAUAUAUACACACAUAUAUACAUAUACAUAUAUAUAUUUAUAUACACAUACAUACAUGCAUACAUACAUAUAUAUGCGUACAUUCAUAUAGAUAUAUAUACAUAUACUCAUGAACUGAGUUUUAUAUCUCCUGUUUGUUCUAACAAGCCUAUAAACACACUCACACACACACACACACACACACACACAUCUAUAUAUAUAAACACAAGUGCACUAACUGGAGGAGGAUUUAAAUAAGAAAAAAAAAAAAAAAAGGAAAAACCCCCAUACAAAAGUGUACCCUUUAUUCUUAAUACCAAAGUCUUCACAAAGAAAAUAUUGAAGAAAAAUCAAAGCUCAUUCUUCCCUAUAUGCAUUUAUAACCGUGGUUUUACCAAAGAGAAUUGUUAAGAAAAACAAAAGCAAAACUUUCCCUGGAACAGUAAAUAAACCAUAAGACCCAGGAACAACAACAGUUAAGCGUGGAAGAGCAAUACAAUUUCGAGCAGUCAGGCCAAAGAGCUUUUGCUGAGCAGUUAAAAUGAUGUCAGUGGUGCAAGUUAGCAGCAGAGAUAUGUUAGCUGAAACUUGUAUAAUUAUGUUGCUCUUACAAAGAUGUUUCUCUGUUGAUUUGACUUACCAUGUUGAAGAAGAAAAGAACUCUGGUACUUACAUUGGAAAUAUUGCAGCAGAUUCCUUGCUUAUGGAUAGUGUUGCACUACAAGACCAUGGUCAAAUUACAUUCAAUCACCUACAACAGAGACAAACAGAAACGGCUCAAUUGUUUAAUGUCUCAAAGACUGGAAAAUUAUACACCACUGAAAAAAUUGAUGCCGAGGUCCUGUGUACCUACAACACAGAAUGCUUCAGAAUAAUCAAAGUUGCUGUCCAUCGAGCUGAUUCCUUCAUGCAGAUAUUGAAGAUAAAAGUAUAUAUUGAAGAUGUUAAUGAUAACUAUCCAGUGUUUCCAAAAGAAAGCAUCAGCAUAGAAUUUUCAGAAGAACACAGCAAAGGUGUGAAGAGGUCUUUGCCAAAUGCGAUUGAUCGAGAUGUUAGCUUUCGUAAUUCCCAAGUUACGUAUGUCUUGGAAAAGAACCUCAAUGAACCAUUCACACUUUCAGUGACUAAAAGAGGUUUUGGAACAUCAGAAUUAGGAAUUGUAUUAGAAGAGAGUCUUGAUCGAGAAAUAAAGGAUACUUACAUGUUACAAGUUAUAGCUAAAGAUGGUGGUGUUUCACCAAGACAAGGUGUUUUGAAGGUUCAAAUAUCAGUGAUAGAUGUAAAUGACAACCCCCCAGUGUUCUCUGAUAAGGUAUAUAACGUGUCAAUUAAAAACACACACAGAACAUCAGUACCAAUUAUUAUUUUAUCUGCAAAAGAUUUAGAUUAUGGUAAGAACAGUCAGGUUUCUUAUCAUUUCAGUUCUAAAACAUCAGAAGGUACCAAAAAGCAGUUCAGGUUAGAUGAAAACAGUGGUGAAGUUUUCUUGAGAGGAAAAGUUUCUUCAAAUCGUAUAUCAAGUUUGAAAUUAUAUAUAGAUGCAACAGAUGGAGGAAAUCCCCCAUUAAGCUCAAUUGCUUUAGUUUUGGUGAAUAUUGUCAGCCAACAGAAUAAUGCUCCCACUAUUGAAAUAAAUUUUGUCUCUCGUUUAAAGGAAAAUGUUGCUGCAAUAUCAGAAGGAAUAAGAGUGGGAAGUUUCAUUGCAUAUGUCAAUGUUAUUGACAAUGAUAUUGGACUGAACGGUGAAGUCGACUGUGAAAUAACACAUGAGAAAUUCCAAUUGUUAAACUUAGGAUCAAAUGAGUAUAAAAUAAUAAUGAAAAAACAAGUGGAUAGGGAAGUCAAGGAAUUUUAUGAUAUUCAACUCAUAUGUCAAGAUAAAGGAUCUCCUUCACUGAAAACUGUAAGAAAGUUUUCCAUCCAAGUGAUGGAUGUCAAUGAUGUGCAGCCUCAGUUCACGAAAGAUACUUUUAAAUUUCUCACCUAUGAAAAUGAAAAACCAAGCUUUCCAGUAGGUUUCAUUAAUGCUACUGACCCUGACUUGGGAGAUGGCGGUCGACUGACUUAUUAUUUGACAGGGAAUCGGAAAAAGAUCUUCCCAUUUGAAAUCACAAAUAACGGAUUCAUUUCCACAAUUCAGUCAUUAGACCGUGAACAGCAAGAUAUUUAUGAAUUUAAGGUUUUUGUCAAAGACAAUGGUUCCCCUUCACUAAACAACACAGCAAAUGUUAUUGUUGAAGUAAUGGAUGAAAAUGAUAAUGCUCCAUAUUUCACAUUCCCCAGUGUUAAUCCAUUCAAUCUGGAUGUCCACUACCACCCACAGAGUAAAAAUGACAUUACAGUUAUCAGAGCAUCUGACAGAGACAGUCAUGUAAAUUCGUUUUUAAAAUAUGAAAUAGUCGGAGGUAAUAAUAAACAUUUAUUUACAGUCAACCCUUAUGCUGGAGUGUUAUCUUUCUCUCGCACAGUUUACCAAAAUGAUGCCGGGUCAUACAACCUUCUGUUAGUUGUCAAAGACAGUGGCAGCCCAGUGCUGUCAGCAACAACCACUCUGUCUUUAACACUGACUGUAAGUAAUAAAACAGCAAAAAUACAGACUACAGUACAGUUACAGUCUGAAGAUAUGAUAGAUAUAAACUGGGUUAUUGUAAUUGCAGUAAUUGCAGUUUUACUGGCAGUAGCUGUUGCUGUUUUUGUGACUAUGUGCAUUGUUAAAUGCAACAAUAUAAAUUCACAUAACCAAAACAUCAAUCCUAAACUUCACAUAAAAAAAGAAAAAAGACUAUUAAUUUCAAGAGCCAGUACUCCAGGUACAAUAAGCAGUAAUCCUGGUACAAUAACAAGAACUCCAGAAGGGGAGAGGAGUAGAAAUAUUCAAGCUACAGAAGUGGGUAAUCAGCUUUACCCAGGAAGUGAAUUACAGAAUGAAUGGAGAUCAUCUUGUAUAGCCAGAGGACUUUUACCAUCCACACAGUUUGGCAGCAUCCUGCACAAUAAGUCUCACACUUUUGAGAUGAAAAACUUAGAACCUCAAUUAAGACACUCUGACAAGUAUUUGGCAGUUGCAACCAUAAACACAAGUUUAUCUGGUUUAUCUACAGAUUAUAAUUUGGACAAAAACCUUCCUGUCAAUGACUGAUGCUCAGAAGUGAAACAGAAUAUUUUCUUCAUAGACAUUUUCCAGCCUUUUCUAGGAAGACAAAUCAACAUAAGUCAUUUAAUGAAUAUGAAAUAUAAAGAUAAAUUGUUUGAAUCAUAAAUAUUGAUUAAAUGUGGACCGUACUGAAAGCAAUGAUGUUUGGACAACAAUAAAAUCUGAAAAAAAAACUUCCUUAAAAAUUACUUCUUUUUAAAGAAAAUGUUCGUAUUAUAAGGUAAAUGACUGAAAGUGAAUUUACAUUUUUGAGUGGAUUUUGUCAUUUGAUUACAGAUAUUGACUUUCUUUGAUGGAAGACAAACUGUAAACCCAAUUUUUGUUUAGAGGGGGGAUAAAAUUAUUAAAAAUUCAACUGUUUUCAGUAUGUUGCUGGUACUUAUUUUUAACGAUCAGAAAAAUAGAAAAUAAACUUCCACAGAGAGAAUUGAGCACAAGAAGGCGAAAACUAAAUAUUCUAAUGCAUUAAAAGUGGCUCUUACUUUCUCUCAAAUUUCAACAACACCCAUCAUCCAUAUGUAAUUAAACAUUUGUGAUAUAUUCGAAUCAUCUACAUUCAUUUCACAGUGAAGCCAAAAAGGAUUUUUUAUUUAUCUUUUUGCCUAUUUUUCAAGACAUAUUUAACAUGGAAAUAGACUGAACAUUGUGAAGAGGGUCUUUUCUAUAAUUAUUUUAAAAUGAAUAUUGAGAUCAUUUAGUUUAUCAUUCUAUAAGGCACAGACACGCACGCAUGCACACACACACACACACACACACACACACACACACACACACACAUGUUCAUUAUAAUUGAUAAAAUAGCAUCAUAUGCUUUUUAAAAUAAUCAUGGGUAAGUCCACUUUAUACAUACCUGUAUACAUAUGCAUGCACGUGCAUACAUACAUAUAUUCAAACAGAGACACACAGACACACACACACAUACGCACACACAUGCAAAAUGACAAUUUAAACAGAAAAAGCAUUUGGUUAUUUUGUAGGGAAGAUUAAAACAAAUGCAAAUGUCUGUAAAAUACAGAACUAAAUGUAUAUAUGUAUAUAUAUAUACUCAGAACUUUUAUUGCUAUUUUUACCAUUUAAGCAGAAACAGAGCAUAUAUCAGCUUCAAAUUCCGAAACUUUAUUGAAAGUAACUGAUAAACAGAACUGCACAGUAGUUCUGAGGUCUUUGAGCCACAAAAGAAACCAUUCCUGAUUCAUCAUCCACUAUAAAUACAGUUCUGUGAUGUUUACUGAUGUAACAUGUAUUAAAAGACUUGCCAAUAAAAGAUCUGAAAUUUACCAAAAUGUGAAGAAUGUGAUCUCUUGAAGAUGUAACAAGAGUUCAAUCUUAUACAACUGAUGCUAUUGUCUCUGUAACAAAUUCAAUGUUAAUGAUCAUCUAAAAAAAGUAAGAGUAUAGAAGGUGGAGGAUGCCGAAUCAAAACAACUUCUCUGUACAAAUUAUCUUGGGAACCUUCUUGACAACACCAAAAAACAAAAAAAAAGGUAAAGAAAGAAAAGAGAAUGAAAUGAUUGUAUUCAAUAUAUUCUGUAACAAAAUAAAAGGAAUCAUUUCACCAAAAUGAAUGAGAGUUAGUAUGUUUAUAUAUAUAUGUGUGUAUGUACACACAUGUGUGUUUGUGUG
Messenger RNA from Octopus bimaculoides (California two-spot octopus), 5928 nucleotides. Its product is annotated as protocadherin alpha-3. Gene Ontology annotation, cellular component: plasma membrane. Gene Ontology annotation, molecular function: calcium ion binding. Lineage: Eukaryota; Metazoa; Mollusca; Cephalopoda; Octopoda; Octopodidae. Gene Ontology annotation, biological process: homophilic cell-cell adhesion. The record is from RefSeq and is a predicted model, not a curated record.